Molecule: messenger RNA, 687 nt
Organism: Medicago truncatula (barrel medic)
Lineage: Eukaryota; Viridiplantae; Streptophyta; Magnoliopsida; Fabales; Fabaceae
Product: exocyst complex component EXO70B1
Exons: 1
Coding region: 1-687 (228 amino acids)
Biological process (GO): exocytosis
Cellular component (GO): exocyst
Molecular function (GO): phosphatidylinositol-4,5-bisphosphate binding
Source: RefSeq, a predicted model, not a curated record
AUGCCAGAGGCCAAGUUAGCUGCUCCGGCGGAUGGUGGGCAUCAUCCUAUGAUGGCGAAAAUUUUGGCCUAUCUUCUUUUUGCUAUAAGAUCACAACAUAUCGAAGUUGUUAAUGGAGACAGAACAUUUUCAAUACAAACUGAGGGGACAAUGGAACUUUUAGAGAGCAUAUUAGCAUCAAAGUCCGAAGAAUAUGCGGACCCUUCUUUGCGUCAUUUUUUCAUGAUGAAUAAUUGGAAAUAUUUAGAAGUGACAAAUAGACCACGUAAUAUGGAUGCAGUUUUUGGCGAUGAUUGGUUACAAAAAAUCAGAGCAAAGGUCCAACAAAACAUUGAACUCUAUCAAAGAAACUCAUGGGAUAAGGUGUUAGAAUUUUUGAAGUUGGAUAUCAAUGAUUCCAUGGAAGUUAAUUUUGUAGUAGAUUUGAUUAAAGAAAAGAUUAGUUUGUUUAACAAGCACUUUACAGAGACAUGCAGAGUUCAGUGCACAUGGUCCAUUCAUUAUUAUAAGCUAAGGAAAGAAAUGAUUGAAUCUCUCAAGAAUACCUUGCUCCCAGCGUAUGGAAUCUUCAUUGGGAGGUUUCAGGAUUUUCUUAAAACUGAUGCUUAUGAGUAUAUUGAGUAUGGAAUGUUUGACAUUCAUGACAUACUUGAUAAUUUGUUUCUUGGAAACAAGAAAGACAAAUGA